Messenger RNA from Porites lobata, 18102 nucleotides. Lineage: Eukaryota; Metazoa; Cnidaria; Anthozoa; Scleractinia; Poritidae. The record is from the annotation of a GenBank genome assembly.
AUGACGCUGAAGAAUUUUACUGAAGGUGAAAACCAGAAAACAAUCGUAGUACUAUCCUGCUCGGCGGAAUUUACUGCAGAGUUACAAGGUGAACUGAUCUUUCUGUCAAUUGUAAACAUCUUUCUGUCGAUUGCAGCAGUUCUGGGAAACACUCUGAUCCUAGUUGCUUUGCACAAAGAAACUUCACUUCACCCGCCGUCCAAACUCCUGUAUCGUAACCUAGCCGUAACUGAUUUCUGUGUUGGUACCAUUGCGGAGCCUCUCCAUGUUUCCUAUUGGAUUUCUGUGGUGACGGGAAAAUGGGAUAUUUGUUAUCUGGCUCAUUUGAUGGUUACUUUAGCAGCUUAUACCUUUUGUGGAGUGUCUUUAUUAACACUGACUGCAAUAAGUGUGGACAGACUUUUCGCCUUGCUACUGGGGCUCAGAUACAGACAAGUUGUAACUGUAAAAAAGACAUACAUAGCUAUCAUUGCCUUCUGGAUUGUUUCUGUUGUUGGCGUACCAGCCUCUACAGCUAUAAGAGAAUAUGUUCACUACAUAGGUACAGCGCUGUGCUUAGCCAUCACAAUCGUCGCUUACUCAAAAAUUUUCUUCCGUCUGCGUCAUAACCAAAUUCAUCGGAUCCACCCCUUACAAGGAGAAAGCCAAGCAAUUCAAAUGAACAUAGCUCGAUACAGAAAGGCAGUGUACAGUGCACUGUGGCUGCAGGCCGCUUUGGUCGUUUGUUAUCUGCCACUUAUCAUAGCGACAGCUUUAAUACAUCAAAGAGGGAUGCAUUUAUCGUCUUACCUUCCUUGGCAAUUUACAAUUACUUUAGUAUAUAUAAACUCAUCUCUGAACCCCUUUAUUUAUUGCUGGAAGAUCAGAGAAGUGAAAUUAGCUGUAAAAGAAACAUUAAGGCGACUCGUCCAUCGAUGGAGCGGUUAGUUUACUAUGGUCUACUCUGCUUUUUGGCUAUAAAUUCAUUCCAAACCAAAACUUGCUUUACGAAAAAAAAUCCUCCCCGAAAAGAAAUGAACGGUUUUACUUGAAUCAUUUUUUUAUACAAGCGAACAUUGCGAUACACAAAGCCCAUAUACUCCAGUAAAAUGGGGAAAGCCGCGAGCAGAAUUUAUUUCACUGGAGAAUUUCAGUUUUCCAUUCAGGCUAGCGGUAUAUCACGUGACUCAGUUACUGGCUUAAUUUACACUGAUUAAAUGUGUUACAGAAAACACCCGCGUGUAAGAACCUAGUGGUUUAAAAACUUGCUGGCAGAAAUUGUUCACUUUAAUUUACCCAAACAUAAAAGAACCUGUUUAGCCAAGUAAGGAAAUAGCAAAACUGCAAAACGAGGACUGUGAAGUAAACUUACAUUGUUUCAGCCAGAGAAAACUGCUGUGAAGCGGUCUGCGAAUAACGCGAAGAGACUUGCAAGAAACUAAACAGAACUGCGCUAAGCGCGGACCAAAAUGAACUGCACAAACUGUACUGCAAAACUACGAUAUGGAAAAUACGCUAGAACAUGCUGAAAAUAAAACUAUAGAAACUUAGAAAGGCGCUAAUGAAGAUGAAACAGCAAAGAAACGCUAACGAGGGCGCGAAAACUGACAGAAAGGAAUAAAUACCUAAAUUAAUACAAAAAAAAAAAAAAAAAAGACUAAGCAAAAGGACGAAAAGAAGUAUAAACUUAUUUGCGUACGCAAAGGAAAAACAAAUUACACAAGAACGAAUAAUAGAAAAAAUGUUACACUUGGAUCUUACAGUUCGCUUGAACGUAGUUGCUUCGGAGAAAAGUCAUCGUAAUGACAAACUACCAAGCAAUUAGACACCUGUAUUGUUCCGCAAAAUUCACUGGAGAGUCGAGGAGAGGUACAUGGCGUUUUUAAUUUUAAAUAUUUUACCUUUCACAUAACAGAUCCGAAUUGGACGCGCCGGGAGUUGAUGUGAACGGGGGAAGUGAAUUUAAAAAGCAAUUUAAAUGAAGAUAUAAUCUUGGCGUAGUGAAAUAGAAAUUUAAGCAGUUGCAAAUAAGCCGCCCAAAAUGUUAAAGUUAUAGCAAACAAAGUUUGACAUGUUUGGGGAUAUACUCGGUUAAGACUUCCUCUUCUAAAGAAAAUGUGGCCAAUUUAGUGCUGGUAUCCAUGUGAACGUCAGUCAAACCUGAUUAUAGAAAACCGGCAAAAGCAAUUUGAAGCUACAAAAUAAAGAAACACUUUGAUAUAAGCCCCACCAGUAACAGGCUCGCCAAUAUAAGCUCCCCUCUAACUAGCAUUGAAAUGAAUUUGAUUUAUUAUGAUAUUUUGAAGCUUUUACCAGUAACUGCAAAACAUAUUUAAAUCAGCACUGCUCUAGCUUGUUUCGAACAACUUUUUCCAAUUCCGUUAAAAUCCCCCUUGGAUAUAAGCCCCUCCGUUUACUUUAUCAAGAGCCCUUGUAAAAACCCUUACAAAGAUUUAUAAUCCCAGGGCUUUUAAGCGGCUGUUUACGGCACCGCAUAUCAUAUGUUUGGCUCACAAACUUAACACCUCCGUUAGCGAAAUUUUCUCAUUCCUGCUCUCACUAUGUUUACUAAAACUGCUGAUUGCUCUCAGCUAAUCGUCGAAUUCAUUUUUCUUUUUCAUGAUUUUUAUAUGAUAAAAACAGGUUACUUUCUAAUUUCCUAAGCUCAAACGAACAUUUUAUUUUCUUUAAUUCCCACCUCGUAAUAUAAAUGGCCCAGACUUUCGAGCCCAUUAUUUGAACAUUUCUACAUUGUUACUGAGACCUCACUGCCUGCGAUGACAUUAUGAGCGCGUCAGUUUAACUGCUAGCAAUUGACGAAAACCGUUUUUUACUCAAUUUGAAUAUAUGCUUAAAAGAAAUAUCGAUCAAGACUUGGUUAAUAGACUUUUUAUUACUAACAGUUGAACUCGUUUUCUAAGAGGCAGGGCCCGGUUGCAUAAAACGCCCGUAACAGUUACGGGUAUACGUACGUGUACUCGUAACUUAAGUGAGUUGCAUUAAAUCAUUUGCGUGGUCCACUUAGGGAUUUCACUUAAGUGGCUGCACUUACGAUUUUCGUAAGUAUCCACUUAGGUGUCAUUUAUGCAACAGAAAUUGCGGGUGUUGCAUAAAACCUUUUUUACGGGAAAAUUAGCACUUAAAUUUACGGGACCUAUGUGGGUCCCGUAUCCUUACUGUUUUUACUAAAGUUAACGAGAUCUUUUACCGAGAAGUGAAAAAAAAAUUGUAUUUUCUUUACGUAAUUCCGUUCUAAUGCGCUUUGUUAACAUGUGAUGUACAAUUUAAAGCCGUCGUUAAGAAAAAAGAAGAACAACAAACAUUUCCAAUGGAUAUUGAAGUAAAAUAACGAUUUCAUGUAAACUUUAUUUCAAUGAGAGGCUUAAAAAGGUGUUCGAAGCGACUUGACACUUUCUUUACACUCACCGAUGGUUAACUUAAUUUAAAAAAAUAGAGUGAGUCAAAUUAAUAAUUAAAAGUACUAUAACAAAGUUACGUAUGCCCUUAAGUGAGCCCGUAAGUUACCGCGUAAAACAGAAACUUACGAGAGUGCUAAGUGUGUUCCAUGCAACACCCGUAAGUGUACCCAUAACGGAUUCUUAAGUGACCUACUUAAGAUGGCACUUAAGUGCAGGUUUUAUGCAACCGGGCCCAGGCAACUGUGCUAUUUGCUCGCUAAUCGCAUGGCAACACAAAGGCAACACCAAGAUUGUCGAAUUCCAUCGUUUAAUAAACUGAAAAUACAGAGCAAAUAUUUAAUUGUUUGCUGCCAGGAUGCACGUAGCAGUCAUAUAAGGAAGACAGAUAUAUUAAAAAAGAGUUCAGUUGACUGUAGCCGCAUCGCAGAAAAGUCAUGGAAAUGAAAAAUUUGACUGGAGGUGAAAACCUGCAAACAAUUGCAGAACUUUUCUGCUCUGAGGAAUUUACUGGAGAGGUACAUGGCGAGCUCGUUUUUCUCUCUGUCAUUAACACUUUUUUGUCAAUUACAGCAUUUUUGUGGAAUACUCUGAUCCUAGUUGCCCUUCGCAAGGACACAUCAAUUCAUCCGUCAUCCAAACUCCUGUAUCGUAACCUAGCGAUAACUGAUCUUUGUGUUGGUAUCGUUGCGGAGCCUCUAAGCGUUGCAUAUUGGAUAUCUGUGGUGAACAAAAGAUGGGAUAUUUGCCAUUACGCAGAUUUGAUAACAUAUUUCCCAGGUGUUACUUUGUGUUCAGUGUCGUUGAUAACAAUGACCACAAUAAGCGUGGACAGACUUCUUGCUUUGUUACUGGGUCUCAGAUACAGACAAGUCGUAACUUUGAAAAGAACACGUUUGAUCGCUAUUGGUGGUUGGAUUGUGUCCGUUGUCGGUGCAUCUACCUUCUUUCUGAAUCCUCUUAUAGUUUCAUUGUACCAAUAUAUUGUUAUAGCUUUUUGUUUAGUUACUACAAUCUGUGCCUACACAAAAAUUUUCAUGUCUCUGCGUCAUAACCAAAUUCAUGGUCAGAACCAUGUUCUUCAAGGACAAUCGAGCCAAGCAAAUACACUGAAUAAAGCUCGAUACAGAAAGGCAGUAUACAGUGCACUGUGGGUGCAGGUAACAUUGGUUAUUUGUUAUCUGCCGUACGGUAUAGCUGCAACUUUAACACCUCAAAGGGGGAUACCUUUAUCUACUUACCUUGCUUUGCAAUUUACAGGUACUUUAGUGCUUUUAAACUCGUCGUUAAACCCAUUUCUGCACUGCUGGAAGAUCACAGAAGUGAGACAAGCUGUAAAAGAAACAUUACAACAACUACACUUCUGUACUUGAACUAAGACUUAGACUAAGAACAUUUACUAACGAACUUGAUAAGAAAAUAUAUAUAAGAAAGCCAGACAAAUGUCCUAGUCUGAAUUGCACCUUUUGUUUGUUUUCUGUUUCAUUGCAGAUUGUAAAGACACAAACAAAAUCAUUUGUUUAUGUUAAAAAGUUUAAUAAUCAUAAAACAAAAUGAAAAUAUCACUAAAACUAGUCAGUUAGCUAAUUAGUUCUCUGGUAAUGAAGACUAAACGAAGCAGGCGCAUAUUCUUAAAGAGAACAGCUCACUUGCUCGCAACAUCACACCGACAAACUCUUUUGACUAAUGUUUUUUUAUAGCCAGAAGACAAUCAGAGAGCUUUUCUGUUCUGCCGAAUUUACUGGAGAGGUACAUGGCGAACUUAUCUUGAAAAUACACAGCAUAAAUGACACCUGAUGAUAACCAUAAAAGCCACUAUGUUCAUAGUAUAAUCAGGUUUAACAAAGGUCAUAAGUUCAGUUUGGUAAAACUAAUCUGGGCGCAAAAAUAUUACUUUUCCGAAUGCUUGUUCAAAAUCGAACAAUGUUUAUUGUGAGAUAAUGAGGGCUAGUACAUGAUGUAAUUUAAAUUUUAUGGCCAAUAAAUACACAUUAACAGUUUGCGAGCAUAGAAGGCUUAUGUUCCUGUAUGUUUUUAGAUAUAAUGAAAAGUGAACCCUUAUACUUCUGGUUUGCAGGUGACGUCACAGCGGCCAUCUUGGUCGUCAAGAACAAAACCAUUUCUCUUCUCUGGGAAGUAACCUCUAUUUUCAUGUAAAUUCUUCGAGAAAACAAUUCUAUUGUAUCUACCCCCAACAUUGCCACCUUGUCACGUGGUUGCAAACCAAGAAUACCCACAUGGUAACGUAAUAUCAGUGGAGGAGAAGGGGCUGUCAUCAGUCCCACUCGGGGGAAUGCUCAGAUGACUAACUCAGUUACCUACUGCUAUUAUUUGCCAUCGUAUCAACUAUCAAUUGUUUUAUCCAGUCUGUUGCGAGGUCGAAUUAUUGCAGGAAUUAGUAGCAAAAGCGAAGUACUUUCUCAGCUAAGAGCUAAAGAAGACUCAUAUACAGUGCUUAAAAGAUGGAACAUCACAACGGCCCUAGGGAAACGAAACCCCCACUUUUACAAAAAUGGGCCUUGGGUUCAUAUAACAGUUGAGUACGCCACCAGCACUGCUAACUUUUGUCCCCUCUCACUGUCAAAUUCGCCCCUACAGGCUUGCAUGACAAGACAGCAUAUUUCGGGAAAAAAAGCGGCGAGAAAACUGCUUCGAUUUGAAAGUUUGGCUGAGCUUGGUAAUUUGUAUUGCACGUCACACAGAAAAACAGGAACACGUUGAUUUGGCCAAUUGAUUGUUUGGUGAAUCAUAAUAAAAACGUAUCUUCCGGGAGAAAUGGUAGUCUUUCGUUGUUUUCACUUUAUUUGUAAUUAAACUUUAAUUUGAAUAAUUAUUUUAGGUAAGUGCAUCAAUCUUAGCCAUCGGUAGCUGUCCGGCAAACUGAGAAAGUUUUGCCUCGAAUUUUGGAUUGCUUACAACGUAAUUCAGUGUACUUUAUUAAAGAGAAGAAGAACAACAGUCAACAAGCUGCAAACUAAUCGAAAAACAGAUAGAGGUGCUAUGUACAAGUUGCUGUAUAUGGGGAAAGUAUAUAUACAUAAUAUAUUAUAAUAUAUAGUUUUACCUGGAUUUUUUAAAUUGGUUUAGCAAAAAAAUCAACUCACUCUACUACUUGGCAAUUUAAAACAAUGAAAAAUCAUUAAAAGGCCGAUUAAAAUCCUUUAUCUGACGCCGGGCAGUAAGUCAGUAGUGGUCCCUAGCAGUAUUUCAACGAGUCACAAUUUUAAUGAUGUCAAGUGAUUUCUGCACCGUUUUUUGAAGUUAGUCGGUUGCAGGCAAUUACCUUCAAGAGGGCAUUCCGGUUUCUUGGCGGUAAUUGCCUCAGACAAAACGUGAUUUACCAAGCGACUGUAACGACUGGGACAACAACAGAAUCAUACAUUGGACUCAGUAGCCACUGACUUCAAAGAACAGUACAGAAAUCUCUUGUCAUCCUUCCGACACGCGAACAGAAGAAACGAGGGGGAACUGUCCAAACAGGUGUGGACCCUCAAAGAUGCCAACAGAUCCUUUCACUUGCAGGGGAAAGUACUGAGUAAUUGUAAACCAUAUGACAAGGCUAACAAAAAUUGUAAUCUUUGCCUCCAAGAAAAAAUUUUUAUCAUUUGUAAAAAACACUUAUGUACUCUGAAGAAAAGAAACGAAUUAGCAAGUUCAUUCCCCUACAGAAAUAGAUUCACUUUAGGAAAUUUUAGAAUAACAUAACGCAACGCAGCGAAACCUCACGGAUCCCGGAAAACCCAUUGGGGAACCUCUAUAUCUCCUUGUCGACUUUUUGUCUAUUUACAAAGUUUUAUAAUCACUCUGCGUCUGCCUCGUCACCAGCCGCUCGCAAUCUCAUAUUCAGAAAUUUUUAAGUUCGGAGGCCUACCCAUUAUCCUUAAUUCACUCGCUGUUCUACACUCGUUUCCCACACCCCGCAUUGAACUCCACCCUCCUCACUUAGCUUUGGAAAAGAAACACGUUUCACGCGCAAAAAUUCUCAGAAGCAGUCUUAUAAUUGCUUUCUCCGCAGUAGUUGCAUCUUGUUCCACAAAACUUGGCGGAGCUGCUUGACGGCACCCCAGUGCAAACUGUAGAACUAAAAAAAUGCCCUUCAGCAUGACUUCAGGGUGAAUCUGUUUUCAGGAGGUCUGGAUGGGGUUAACUGACAACUAACGAAUAGCCAAGAUAUUAACUGACAAAAAAUAUUCCUUCAAUAAUUACAUUAAUUGAUUUUGGUUAACUAAUUACGCGUCAUCAUAAGUGACGUCAUGAAAGGUUUAUCUGAAGGCUCGCUGCAUGAAUCAGUCCGUCAUAAGCUCAAUUCGGAGGGCAAGCACAAUACCCAGUCUUCCCUCCCGAGAGAGUCUAUUGAUUCAGUUUCGACGUCAUUCGCUACUCAUUGUACUUGUUGUCGUAUCGGAUUCAAUAAACUUGUUGCCCAAACUUCUUGUUAAGUGGUCUUUGGGAACACGUGAUUGCCUAAAAUUUAACCGACAACUGACAUUUACCUUGGGUUUUACUGUCAAGUGACAAAGGCCCUGAUUGUUCUUUAUUACUCUCGCAUGCGUAAGCAGUGAGACCCAUAAUCUGCAACGCGUUUUUCGCCCCGGGGUACUCCCUUAUAUGGGCCAUAGAGGUAUGUACGGCGCCAAAGGGUUUGGUGUUUUAGCCUUUUUGGUCUGAAAUAGGGUAUGUGAAUUGAGUAUGUUUUUAUUAGAAGAAGCUACUUCUUCAUCAUUAAGCGAUAAGACCAUUUCCCUUUUAAUGUUUACGCCAACCUUGUACGUGGCGUAACAGCUUGUCACGCACGCGCUCCGGUCACGCGCCGGGCUCCAGGGCUCAGGUCUGAAAUAGGGUACCAAAUUUUUGAUCAGGUCUGAAAUAGGGUAGGGAAAAUCACAGAUUUUGUUCUGAAAUAGGGUAAGGGUUUCAGGAAGGGUGCCGCACACCCCCACCCAACUUUUCUGGAAGUACUCUUCAGAGUUUUUCGUCGUAUUUUAUACACAAAUGGUGGUGGUGGGGGGUGGGGGGUCAUUGUGUCAGGCCUUCUUGCUGAGACCGUGGAAACUGGGACUAAGAAUCGUUGCCUGAUCGAAGCCACGCAUGUUUUGCGAAGAAAGCUUAGGAAAAAUUAAAUUUAGCGCUUUUCCGAAACGUGUCGGUCCACGAAUUACUUUGAAACAAGUGAACACUACUGAGUGGUUAAAAACAAAAAAAUAAGAAUCUUAAACUAGCGAAACUGCGAUGGUCGGGUGUUGUAAACUUUCAUUGCAUACAAAUGGGUAUUGUGAUGAGCAUGCGACUUGUUUUCCGCGAUGAUUGAAUUGAAGUGCCAUGUAAAUCACUGUUUUGGUCUCUGGCAAUGAUCCUGUUUCGUGUAGAAUUAAUCCCCUCCUCAUUUCUCGAUCUAAUCUCCAAGCAAGCGAGACUGGCUGCACCUGUAAGCGCGUUCUUGUUUUCUACAAAACACUGUUUCUAAGGUCUUUUGAAAACUUCGUUCUACUCUUUAAGUCAGAAAAUGUGAUCAAAUGUACGUUUACAUGGGUAACCUUAGCAGCAGCACGGAUGCACGAUGGCUGCUAAUGAGGGCGUUAUAAAAGCAGUUGUAAAUUUUUACAAAGAUGAUUCAGAUGCGGUGUUUCUUGGUCUUUCUUACGAUCUACGUCCAAAUCCUCUGAAGGUACAAAUUUUGAUUGGCUUAUUGGUUGGAAAUGUUGGCCUCUGGCCAGUAAAAAAGUUUGUGGAGGAGGGUAACACAAGAUUUGAGAAAUGGAGGGCUAUUUGGAAUCCUGUCAAUUGCAAAACUGGUAAAAAUUAACGUACUAUUGCAUCAGUGUUUGAAUUUAAUGUUUAAUUCACCUUAUAUGUGCUCUUUUAGCUACAAGUCGGAUAAAAAAUAUACAAAUAAGUUUCAUAGUUAAUUAUUAAUAAUCAUUUAACUGACAAUUAACAGAAAGCCUAAAAUUUUAAUCAGUGUCGGAUCCGGGGGAGGGGCCCAGGGGGGCCGGGUUCCCCGCCCCCUUAUCUAAGGGUCUGAAUGACCGGGGCUCCCCUUAUCUCAAGGUCUGGAUCCGGUACUGUUAACUGACAACUGACAUUUGUACCCCCCAUCCAUACCCUCUUUACAGUUGGUUGUCUCCUCGAGAAGUGCGAUAGUUUUUAAGCACAAUUACUCUUCCACCCCAUUUUACGUCAAAAGCCACUGUAAUAUGACCCUGCUGGGACACUUGUUAAUGAAGGGCCUUGCGUUCCAAAAAAAGUAUAGUUUAAAGUUUCGUUCAACUGAAUCUUUCGUUCAAAGUCUCCAUUGACAGUGUAUAUUGCUACUAUCAGGAGGUGUGUCUCUCUUUCUUCACCAGCGACUACAACGUGUUCACCAACUGGGUGGCAUACAAUGCGGUAAUAGCGAUCUCCUCGGAUGUUGACACUGAAGUUGGCAAGAUGUAGUCCAUCUACAUUGAACAACAAGUGACAGGAUUGGUCUGAGUCCAACACCAUAACUCGCCCAUCUUUAGACGCAGUGAUUUCCUGUGCAGACUCGAUUAUCGCUUCACGAACCAACAUAGCUACCGUUCCUUGCAUGGUAUAGAUCAACCACUUUAUGUUCCUUCAAUAUAGCCUACCGUUAAAGGUCAGUCUGUUGAAAUCGCUCCCUUUCGCAACAGGAAACCUAAGCUGAAAGACAAGAGUCUCGUUAAAGACUUGAACUUCAAACUUCUCUGGCGACGAGAUUCUCGGUGACAUCAACUGUAUCACUAGUAGAUAGAUCGUAUCGUCCACGUCUGAAAUGGCAACAUCAUAGAUGUACGAGGUAGUUUCAGAUUGGGGUCUUACACUCAUAUGAAAAUUCCCAUUGCUAUCGAACACUUUUAAGGUAAGAUACCACGACGGCCACGGCCACGAAAACGUCGCUUACAUAGUGAGUUUGCGUUCUUUCAAUCUCUAUCGUGAUUACUACUAAUAAUAAUAUUUAAUAAUUAUAUGGCGCAUUUUCUAAAAAAUAAUAAUCAAAUGCGCAUAACUCGAACUCGUUUACUUUGUGAAAUGCAAGCAAACUCUUUUUGAGCCGAGUUCCUAAGAAUCAUAUUCAAGUUCAGAAAGAGACAGAAAAUUUAGCCGUCGCUUGUUCACGUCCUCCAUAAAACGUGACGUUAGGCAUUUUCCCGUCGUAGUUGCGCAGUGACGGUAAUGAAAUGUACAAAAAAGCGAGAUGCACAUGCAGGGUUGUUGUUUUGCUUAUUCAACCAAUUGCUUUUUUGACGUUCCCGUUGUCGUCGUCGCCGUGGCAUCUUAAAGUCCCUAGUUUCAUGCAGUGUGCUAUUUAAGGCCUUCCUCAACCUCACCGAAUGUAAGCAGAGAAUCUGGUUUCCGGAAUCCUCUGGAAUCCGGAAUCCUGGGCUUCAGAAUCCAGAAUACAGCUCAAAAACCCGGAAUCGCACUACAUCACACUUGGAAUCUAGAAUCCAGGUUCCACUGACAAAGACUGGAAUCCGGAGUCCGCGGCGUGGAAUCCAGAAUCCAGGACUGUCUUUGAUUCCUUUACAUGGAGCGAUCAACCUUAUUAAAAAGAAAAGACGGGCCAUUGCCAUUAAGGAACAUAAGAUUGGAAAGCCAAACGAAAAGGGCAAUAUAUGUGAGCUUAACUGAGCUGAAUGCAAUGGCCAAGCGAAGACGACAAUGAGAAAGUGUAUAUUCACAUGUGUUAAUAAAACUCUACUUUUUACACCCUAGAAACUACCCGCUCAUAGCGGCUGAUUAUUUUCCUGUGAGUUGUGGCAACUAAUUGGUUCUUAUGUAUAUCUUUUGCUUAUUAGCCAAUCACAGGACUCCAUUUUCUGAUAUAUAAACAUUUUAUUACCUUGUUUUUGCAUUAUAUUUUCUCGUUUUUUCUCUGUGUUUACUAAAACUGUAUUGCUCUCUGCCAAUCCUCAGAUUCAAGAUUUUUUUAAUGUCUAUUGUGAUGAUGAAAAACAGGUUACAUUUAAAUAAUUCCCUAUGCUUAAACGAACGUAAAGCAUUUUUUUCUCUUUAAUUCUCAUCUCGUAAACUAACUGACCCUAGCCAUUUUUUGAACAUGUGUAUACUGCUCAGACUUCCUGGUUGCGAUGAGACGAUUAGUAGUACAUUAAUAAUCUACGUAUACUCACCCUGUGAGCGCGUCAGUUAAACCUCUGGCAAUUGAACAAACCAUUUUAAAUCAAUUUCAAUCUUUGUUUAACAGAUGACUGAUCAUGACAGUUUAGCUCGUUUUCUACAAGACAAUUGUACUGUUGGUUUUGCCAAUAUCACGGCAGCAACAAGAUUUCCAAUAACUCUGUCGUUUAAUCACUGCCAAAUGAAAAUACAGCCCACAUAUAUCUAAUUGGUUUUUGACAUGAUGAAGCUAUCAUAUAAGGAAGACAGAUAUAUUAAAAAAAGGUUCGCUUGAACGUAGUUGCUUCGGAGAAAAGUCAUGGUAAUGACAAACUAGCAAACAAUUAGAGAACUGUAUUGUCCUGCAAAAUUCACUGGAGAGUCGAGGAGAGGUACAUGGCGAGCUAAUUUUUCUGUGAGACAAAAGAGGAUAAAUAUGAUGGUGAAUGAUGGUGCAAGUUCCAUGUUAAUAUUUUGGGUUUACUAUACUCCAUCGAAACGAACGUCACCAUGGCGUUUUUAAUUUUAGAUAUUUUGCCUUUCAUAUAACAGAUCCGAAUUGGACGGGCCGGGAGAUAAUGUGAACGGCGGAAAUAAAUUAAAAAAACAAUUUUAAAUGAAGAUAUGAUCCUGACGUAGUGAAAUAGCAAUUAAAGCAAUUGCAAAUAAACCGCCCAAGAUGUAAAAGUUAUAGCCCACUAAGUUUGACAUGUUUGGGGAUAUACUCGGUUAAGACUUUCUCGUCAAAGAAAAUGUAGCCAAAUUACUGCUGGUAUCUAUGUGAACGUCAGACAAAGUUGAUUAUAGAAAAACGGCACAAGCAAUUUGAAGCUACAAAAUAUAGAAACGCUUAAAAGCCCCCAACUUUAAUAUGAGCCCCACCAGUAAUAGGCCCAUUAACCCUUUAAGUCCCAAUAGUGACUAACAGCAAUUUUCUCCGAACGAUAUCCAUACAUUGUCACGAGAUGAGGUUAUCAGAAUUAACAAAAUGAUCACCUAAGAGAAAAUACUUUGAUAUUUUAUCCAAUUCUCUCAACUAAUUCUUAAAGGAAAUGUAUAUAGACCAGUUUGGAGAAUUUGUAUGUGGAUAUAAGGUUAACCUGAAACAACAAAAAAAACCUGCCCCACAACAUAAGCUCCCCUCUAAAUUGUAUUGAAAUGAAUUCGAUUAUUAUGAUGUUUUGAAGCUGAAUUAAACGCCAGUAAAUGAAAAACGCAUUUUAAAUCAGCCCUGCUUUAGCUUCUUUUGAAGCGCUUUUGCCAUUCCGUCUAUAAUCCCCCUCGGUUAUAAGCCGCUCCAUUUAGAAGCCCUCCUGUCCCCUUACGAAGAUGUAUAAUCCCAGGGAUUAGUUAUAAGCGGCAGUUUACGGCACCGCAUACAUUACCCUGCUAGCAGAGUCUCCUUCGAUCUUCCUACAUAAGUCGACUUAUGUAGGAAGAUCGAAGAAGACUCUGCUCGCAGGGUACAUAUCAAAUGCUCGGCUCACAAACUUAACACCUCCAAUCAGGGACAAAAGUAGUUGACACACUUGUUUAAAACGGGUGCUUUUAACAAACAUUUCAUUCAUUUAUCAUUUCAUUCCUUUAAAAACGCCGUAAAUCCCCCGACCCCCCGAAUCAAUGUUGUCUGAAGUAAAAAAAAGACUUGAUGGUCCAAAAUUCAACACUGAUUUUGGGGGGAAGGGGUUGGAGUAGACAGGGGAAGGGGAUAAGUAUAUUCACUAUGCAAAAAGGGGCCAUUUUACGGAAGUGUGUCAACACUUUUGUCCCUGAUUGUCUGAAUGCAAAAUUGUACCACUGCACACAAGUUGAGCCGUGUAUGACACUGAUUUUAACUGAAAUUAAAGGAAUCAAUGACAUAAUUAUGUUAUUGGUGGUGGGGGUGACAUAGACUUAUUCACGACCGAAUUAUAGGGCCAAUUCGAAUUACGCGAUGACGUAAUAAAAGGGCUGCGAUAUCCAGAAUUAACGUCGAUAUGGUUUACAAGCUAAAAACUGACGCUGAAAAUCGCGCCUAUGUACAACUUUUGAUGAAUUUCAAGGGGGUGCGUACUGAAAAUAUUUUUAAUAAAGUGAAUAUUUCUCGUUCUUCACUUUAUCCGAUUGUUAAGGCCCAAACAAUCACGGAUAGGGUAAGGAUUGACACGUAGUGGGGAUAGUCACUGGCCGGCCACGGAAAUAUGGAGCGUUAGUGAGGAGCGGUCGUCACUGCGUUCAAUAUCGAAACUACGGAAAAGUGAAGGUAAAUUCAUGGCCAAUUCAAUAAAAAGCUAAGGACAGCGUAGCAAACACUGCAAGUGUGCACCAAAACAAUUACUUUCAAUCCCACCUCGUGACACCCUGUGUGACAUGAUAACGCAACGCAAAUAGCGUGACAUAAGCGCAUAUGUCUGUGUAUUUCGACUGCAUUUCUCAAGCGAAACCCUGUGUUUUUGUCUAUUGUCGGCAGAGAAAAUGAAAAGAGAGCUUUGAAACGUGAACUGGUAUUUGACUCUCAAAGAAAACGACAGCUCAAACUGAGGAAAACACUGGUCCCAUCGUGUUACAACGGUUAACCACGUUUCGGCAAACGGAAAGCAACAUUAGUCUGUUAUGACCUCUGAAUGUCGAUAUGUAUUCUCGUGGUUAACCGUUGAAACUCCUUAUUUGCGCCACAUCGCUGGAAUUUUUCUCGCCAAGAAUACGUAUUGCGAAGCACUUUCUACAUAGCGGAACCUUCUUUUGCCUUUUGUGAGGAAUUAGCGCAGAAAAAACGAAAAUUUUCCAGCGCACGGUCGUCAUCGAUCACGUACUGUUAUCCUGCUUUGUUUGUCAUCAAAGUAAUUGCUGUUUUGGCGAUGAUGCAAACUGGUGUGUCUAUCUUGAAAACAAUUUCUUUGGCAUUCUGUGAUUUACGUGCUGGGAAAUGAAAUAAUUGUGCAUCCAACUUCAAUAAACAAUCAUGCCAUUGAAUAAAUGGCAGGCGGUCGUGUAAAAUCAUUACAAAAGUACAUUCCUAACAUGGUCUAACCCGUUCGACGACUACCUACGCUAAAAAAAAACCACGUCUAUAUAUAGAGCAUAGCCCAAACGGCUGGCCCAUCAUUUAUGAGGUUCAUAACCUGUAUAUUGUUCACGUCCUUUCACUAAUCGCACAAGUCAAUGUCAAAAAUAAUGCAUGUCCCCUCUGUUACUCUGCAGUACUUCAUUCGCUUAAGUUAACCAUUUACCAGAACAGUUUUCAUUGUAACUUAAUGUUUCCAUCCUUUUUCCAUCCUUUUUCCAUCCUUUUUGAUAAUGCUUGUGAAAACAUUACACCCGUAGCAACGGCAUUGAUCACAACACAAAUCAUUUCAUCUCGACCCGAAAGGGUAUGAGGAACGCGCGUGGGAGUACAAGAUUAAGUAAUGACAUACGCUUCGUACAUUUUACUCUACGUAUACUACAAAUCAGGACGAAACUUUAUAAAUUGAUGUUUAGAAACAAACAAUUUGGCCCAUAGAGUAACGUCAUCGCACAAAAAUUCAGCAGCGUCAAAAUUCUAGCCGGAAAACACAGAUAGAUAUUUCAGACAAUCAGGGACAAAAGUAGUUGACACACUUGUUUAAAACGGGUGCUUUUAACAAACAUUUCAUUCAUUUAUCAUUUCAUUCCUUUAAAAACGCCGUAAAUCCCCCGACCCCCCGAAUCAAUGUUGUCUGAAGUAAAAAAAAGACUUGAUGGUCCAAAAUUCAACACUGAUUUUGGGGGGAAGGGGUUGGAGUAGACAGGGGAAGGGGAUAAGUAUAUUCACUAUGCAAAAAGGGGCCAUUUUACGGAAGUGUGUCAACACUUUUGUCCCUGAUUGUCCGUUAGCAAAAUUUUCUCGUUCUUGCUUUGUGUUUACUAAAACUGCAUUGCUCUCAGCCAAUGAUCAGUUUCAAGAAUUUUUUCACGUUAUUAUAUUUGUAGUAAUAACACGUUACAUUCUAAUUCCCGAAGCUCGACGGAAUGUAAAAAAAAAUUAUUCUCUUUAAUUCCCAUCUCGUAACCGACCCAGACUUUAUAGCUCAUUUUUUGAACAUUUGUACAUUGUUACUGAGGCUUUAGUGCCUGCGAUGACCCUAUGAGAGCGUCAUUUUAACUUCUGGCAAUUGACGAAAACCGUUUUCUACUCAAUUUGAAUAUAUGUUUAACAGAACUAUCGAUCAAGACUUGGUUAAUCGACUUUUUAUUUCUAACAGUUUAACUCGUUUUCUAAAAGCCAGGCAAUUGUGCUAUUUGCUUCCCUUAUCGCACGGCAACACCAAGAUUGUCGAAUUCUAUCGCUUAAUAAACUUAAAAUACAGAGCAAAUAUUUUAAAUUGUUUGUUCACAAGGUCACAUGUGUAGCAGUCAUAUAAGGAGACAGAUGUAUUAAAUCACAGUUGGGUUGACUGUAGCCGCAUCGCAGAGAAGUAAGGUGGCCCAAAAGUGUCACGGCAAUUUCAAUUUUACUCACGGCAAUUUCAAUUUUACUCACCGGCAAUUUCAAUUUGUUCUCGGUAAUUUCAAUUUACUCACCGCGAUUUCAAUUUGCUCACAGCAACCAUUUCAAUUUAUUUACGGCAAUUUCAAUUUACUCGCGGCAAUUUCAAUUUUGCUCACGGCAAUUUCAAUUUACUCACAGCAAUUUCUACAUUUUCACGGCAAUGCUCACGGCAUUUUUCGCUUACCUCACCACCUGUCUACUACGGCGGCCGACAGUGGCCACCAAAAGUCAAAACGCAAAAUCAAAAGUCGAUACUUUUAAGUAUCGACUUUAAAAAGUAGAUCUUCAAAGUGAAAAGUGAAAAUCAAACAUCAAAAGUCGAUUCACGAACACUUAUGCCAGUAGACAGUGAGAAGACAACUGGAGAGUUUACUGCUCCCAGAAAAUUAUAAGCUUUAUCUAGCACUCACCUGGUGGCCGUUUAAUAUUUACUGCACAGCAUCUCAAAAUGGUGCAAUCCCUCACAUUUAUCAAAGCAUUGAAACUACUUCUAAGGCUUGUUUACUGAUUGUUAUUGGUAACAGUGUUCCUAUUUUUGCUAAGAAAAAGCAACAAUGGUGGAGCCAAAUGAAGAAACAUGCUACUUAUGGACCCGGUCUGAGAUUCGUUAUUUUGUUUUACAUUAGAACGGUACGGUUUCAGACCCGUUCGAAAGUAACUCGGGUCGGGUAUGUAUGGAGACCGAUAUAAACUCAUACCGGUCUGAGUUCGUCCCAGUCGGCCGCUGUAGUUGACAGGUGGUGAGCGAAGCGAAAAAUGCCUUGAGCGUUGCCGUGAGUAAAUUGACAUUGCCAUGAGUCAAAUUGAAUUGAAAUUGCCGUGAGUAAAUUGAAAUUGCCGUGAGUCAAAUUGAAAUUGCCGUGACACUUUUGGACCACCGUAGAAAAGUCAUGGAAAUGAAAAAUUUAACUGGAGGUGAAAACCUGCAGACAUAUGCAGAACUUUACUGCUCUGUGGAAAUUACUGGAGAGGUACAUGGGCAGCUCAUUUUUCUCUCUGUCAUCAACAUUUUUCUGUCAAUUACAGCAUUUUGGGGGAAUACUCUGAUCCUAGUUGCCCUUCACAAGGACACAUCAAUUCAUCCGCCAUCCAAACUCCUGUAUCGUAACCUAGCGAUAACUGAUCUUUGUGUUGGUAUCAUUGUCGAGCUCCUGAAUGUUGCUCAUUGGACAUCUGUGGUGAACAAAAGAUGGGAUAUUUGCUAUUACACAUAUUUGUCAGCACAUUUCGCAGCUGUUACUUUGUGUUCAGUGUCGUUGAUAACACUGACUGCAAUAAGUGUGGACAGACUUCUCGCUUUGCUACUGGGUUUCAGGUACAGACAAGUUGUAACUUUGACAAGAACAUGUUUAAUUGCUAUUGGAGGUUGGAUUGUGUCCAUUGUCGGUUCAUCUACAUCCUUUCUGAAUCUUCUUAUAGUUUCAUUGUUUAGUUACUACAAUCUUAGCCUGCGUGCAGACGAUAACUAAACUCUGAUUAGUACCGUCUGCGAAGCAGCGCAGAGAUCCUUGUUCUGGACCCCCAACGGACUCAACGAAUUACCGGAAGUGCGUUUCGAAUUCCCCUUCAACCUGAUUGGCGAUCACGACAAACAAAACAAAGGCCUUUUUUAACUGGCCAAUCGUGGCGCGUACUCAAAUCUGGGUACACAGCUGGAAGUUCAGAACAAGGAUUUCGGCGCUGUUUCGCAGACGGAGUUAACCAGAGUUUAAUUUCGUCUGCGCGCAGGCUACUACAAUCUGUGCCUACACAAAAAUUUUCAUGUCUCUGCGUCAUAACCAAAUUCAUGGUCAGAACCAUGUUCUUCAAGGGCAAUCGAGCCAAGCAAAUACACUGAAUAAAGCUCGAUACAGAAAGGCAGUGUACAGUGCACUGUGGGUGCAGGUAACAUUGGUUAUUUGUUAUCUUCCGUACGGUAUAGCCGUAGCUUUAACAAUUCAAUGGGGAAUGUCUUUAUCUACUUACCUUGCUUUGCAAUUUACAGCUACUAUAGUGUGUUUAAACUCGUCGUUAAAUCCGUUGCUGUACUGCUGGAAGAUCACAGGAGUGAGACAAGCUGUAAAAGAAACAUUACAACAACUACACUUCUGUAUCAACUAA